Messenger RNA from Necator americanus (New World hookworm), 318 nucleotides. RefSeq lists its product as uncharacterized. NCBI's taxonomy places the organism in Eukaryota, Metazoa, Nematoda, Chromadorea, Rhabditida, Ancylostomatidae. The record is from RefSeq and is a predicted model, not a curated record. The transcript has a single exon. Bases 1 to 318 code for a protein of 105 amino acids.
AUGUUCAUGCGCAACGAAUGGGUCUCGGAUGCUCCAUUCACGCUCAACGGAACGAGCAUAUCCGAUUGCACCAGCUACGUUUAUCUGAGUCGGGAAUUGAACAUGAUGAACGACCGGACCCUUGAGCUUUGCAAGAGGAGACGAGCAGCUUGGGGAGCGUAUAAAAGCAUUGAGGAUGUAGCGAAGAAGACAAGGCAGACCCGGAUUCGUGCUCACCUCUUCAACACAACCGUACUUCCUGCUUUGACCUAUGCUUCGAAAACCUGGGCAGUUCGCAAAGAGGAAGAAAACGCGGUGAACGCGCAAUUGAGAGACUGA